Lycium barbarum (goji berry) is the source of this 1170-nucleotide messenger RNA. RefSeq names its product PRA1 family protein A1-like. Bases 167 to 796 code for a protein of 209 amino acids. The record is from RefSeq and is a predicted model, not a curated record. Gene Ontology annotation, cellular component: membrane. NCBI's taxonomy places the organism in Eukaryota, Viridiplantae, Streptophyta, Magnoliopsida, Solanales, Solanaceae. The transcript has 8 exons.
UCUUUUUAUUGGCCUCUCCUUCAAGUAGUCGUUUACUGGCUUUGUCAUCCGAAUCCAUUUCAUUUGGCCAUUACACAUUCCAAAAAUCACACAGAUCCUCCUCGAAAUUGAUCAAAAAGUCUCUUGACAGGAUUUGUGGUGAAUCAAUCAAAUCAAAAGGCAAAAAAUGGAUUGGGGGACGGUGACGACAGAGGAUCUGAUGGAGGCUCUACGGGAAGUAGACUGGUCAUCUCCGCCACGUCCUCUAUCUGAAUUCUUCUCUCGAUUCACUUUCCCCAGAUCUUCCUCAAAAUGGAACAGUCGAUUAAAAUGCAAUCUUUACUACUACCGGACAAAUUACUUCAUUAUGAUUGUGGCUAUUCUUGCACUGGGGUUUCUUAGGAGGCCACUUGCUAUUGUUGCUGCUCUUUUGACAACUCUUAGUAUUGCUUUUCUGAACGACAGUUUCGCAGGCACUUUUAGUGAAAAGGUGACAAGAACUGUCAGGCAGUUUUCUCCUCAUUUAGCUGCAAAAAUGAGGCCUCCACUCACGCCAGUCAUUCGAGGGCGUCCAUCUGCUAAACGAGCAAUUUUCAUUUGUGGAAGGCCUCGUUGGGUGUUUGUCUUGGUAUUCUCUCUAGCGAGUUUCUUCCUUUGGUUUGUUUCCUGUGGCCUCUUAACUGUCUCGUGGGCAUUGCUUAUAGGGCUUCUUUCUACUAUUCUUCAUGCAAGCUUUAGGACGCCUAAUCUGAAGGCUCGCCUUAACACAUUCCGUGAGGAAUUUCGAGCUGUCUGGCGCAACUAUAGUGAGCUGUAGCUUCCGCGGAAUUUCAUUUCGUCCUCUUUGCUAUUUGUAUAGGAGCAGCAGUUGUGGAAGCUUGCUAUAUUGCGCUGAGCUUUAAUAUAGUGUGGAUGGUGCAAUUUAUAGGUUUCUUUGACGUGGCAGCUUUCUGUACUAUAUCUGCAGAUCAGCCACGGGUUGUAAAUUUCCUUGAAUUCUUACCGUAUUGUAUGGUACUGACUUCUACAAUUCAUGUACGUUUAAAAUAACAUUUGGAUUUAGGUGCACAGUAGGUAUUUCCUAGAAAGUUGGGGUCUGUAUUAGAAGUCCAUUCUUAAUGUUCUUUUAGAAACUCCUUGCUACUCUUACUGUUCAAGACUGCAGUAAAGCUGUGUUCAGUUUAAAGUUUU